AUGAAUGAAUAUAAAUUCCACUUAUACACUUUUAUAUUAAUCAUUAUUAUUUUAUCCUAUUGCUUUCAUUGGUGUUGUUCUGACGGGAAAAAAAAGAGUGUUACAUACAUACAGCAGCAACAGCAGCUACAGCAGGAGCGGCAACAAGAAACAGGAGAAAACAGUGUUACAGACAUAUAUCAGCAGCGGCAGCAACCGCAGGAACAAGACACAGUUGUGGUUAUGAAUAACACUUCAGCCCCCCAGCCUAUGGUGCAUCCACAAGCAGAAUAUCCAUCAGCUCCAAGGCCUUAUGAUUAUGGUUUAGGACAACACAUGCAUCAAAGUGGUCCUUCACAUGCUUAUGGUUUUAUGAGUCCGGAUCCCCACUCUGGAUCAAGGCACUUGCCUCCACAGUACACAGCCCAAAGACAACAAGAUGAAAUAUAUAACAUAAGCGGAAGAGUACAGGGUCAAAAUUCAGAACAGCGGUUACCCAGUGAUGCUUACCUCACUGUAGAGCACAUAACCGCCAGUAACCAAUUGAAUAAACCAAGUUAUAAUGACGAACCUCCUUCGUAUGAAGAGGCUAUAAAAUUGGCAAGUCACCUCCCACCACCGCCAGUGCUACCACCCGUAUAUACGGGUAUAUAUGACAGGCCGUCAGUGCAUGUAACGUCACCAGUUUCGCCAACUGUGACUAUCGCAAUCAGCUGAAUGUAUUGAUGCUCAGUAUUAUUGUAAAUUGUGAUAAACAACUUCUUCAGGCAGUAGAUGGAUUGGUCAAAAUGGGACAUGCCUAAAAAACUGUGAUAUUACGACUAAAUGCUUAAUUUUUCGACCCCAUUGUAUUUUAUGUCUCGCGGUGUAUCUCUAGUCUAAACUUAAGACCAGUUAAUUAAAUUUGUUUUAUUGCUUUUGAUUGUCAUAUUUUUAACAUCAUGUUUUUAUAAAACUUGCGAUCAUAGUGUACAUAGAUAAGUUUGUUUAUUUUAUGAUGUCAAUUUGUUUUAUAUAAUCUCAGUAGACUACUCUCGUUGUAUUUUAUAUUAAAUUUGAUUAAAC
Messenger RNA from Brassicogethes aeneus, 1044 nucleotides. Lineage: Eukaryota; Metazoa; Arthropoda; Insecta; Coleoptera; Nitidulidae. The record is from the annotation of a GenBank genome assembly.